Fonsecaea erecta is the source of this 1572-nucleotide messenger RNA. RefSeq lists its product as hypothetical. Gene Ontology annotation, biological process: transmembrane transport; carbohydrate transport. NCBI's taxonomy places the organism in Eukaryota, Fungi, Ascomycota, Eurotiomycetes, Chaetothyriales, Herpotrichiellaceae. Bases 1 to 1572 code for a protein of 523 amino acids. The record is from RefSeq and is a predicted model, not a curated record. Gene Ontology annotation, molecular function: carbohydrate:proton symporter activity. The transcript is spliced from 7 exons. Gene Ontology annotation, cellular component: membrane.
AUGUCAUUCCUCAGAAGGAUCGUGCACAAUGAUGCGGUCAAGUUGGACCCUCCGGAGGUGUACAACUGGAGAGUUUUCGCGUUGGCAGCAGCCGCGUGUUUUGGAGGAACACUCUUUGGCAUGGAUAUUGGUAUCAUCGGCGGAGUGUUGACGCUGCCGGAUUUUAAAGAUGAAUUCGGAAUCACACACAAGUCGAAAAUCGCCCAGUCCAAUCUCUCGGCCAACUUGGUAUCAGUCAUGCAAGCAGGCGCCAUUCUUGGUGCGCUCGCCGCCAAUCCAUUGGCCGACAAAUGGGGUCGCAAGAUUACCAUCUACACGGUUGCAUCCUUCGCUUUUGUCGGUGGCCUCCUUCAGGCUCUGUCGUAUGGCCAUUUAUCCUGCUUCUACAUUGGGCGAUUCGUUGAAGGGCUGGGACUUGGUGGAGCCACCAUGGUGGCACCUACCUACGUCGCUGAGAAUGCUCCCCGUGGCAUUCGAGGUCUCCUUGUCGGGUUCUAUCAGCUUUUCGAAACCAUGGGUGCCAUGGUAGCAUUUUUCAUCAACUACGGCAGUCUGCUCCAUUUGAAAGGCCAUGCCACCUGGAUAGUCCCGUUGUCGAUGCAAUCCCUGCCUCCGUUGCUCCUCUUUGUUUGCAUACUAUUCUGUCCUGAGAGUCCUCGGUGGCUUGCGUCACAAGACAACUGGGACGAGGCUUCCAGGGUUCUCGGCAAAGUUCGAAAUCUACCGCCCACGCACCCGUACGUCCAAGCCGAACUCCUCGAAAUGCAGACUCAGCUGGAGGCCGAGAGGGGCCGUGCCGCAGGCAACAGUUAUUGGGCGUUGACAAAGGAGGCGUGGACGAUUCCUGGAAAUCGCAGGCGAUCGAUCAUGGCGAUCGCACUGAUGACCGCUCAACAGUGGACUGGAACUAAUGCCAUCAACUACUAUGCGCCAACUAUCUUCACUGAUUUGGGCGUCACCGGGAACACACAGAGCCUGUUUGCAACCGGGGUCUAUGGCAUCGUGAAAAUGGGCUCCUGCGCCAUCUUCAUUACCUUUCUGGCCGACACUCUCGGGCGCAGAUGGUCACUCGUCUGGACAGGGCUAUUCAUGUGGUUCUGCAUGUUCUAUCUAGGCUUCUUCGUCCGAUUUGAUCCUCCCAAGAAAGGUGCUCCCAUAUCGGGUGCGGGUUACGCUGCGUUGGUCAUGGUCUAUCUCUACGCGGCAGCUUUCCAAUUUGGCUGGGGGCCUGUUUGUUGGAUCUAUUCGUCCGAAAUCAGCACUCAACGACUCCGAGGAUUGAUCGUAUCGUAUGCUGCGGCGACACAAUGGGUGUUUAACCUGGCUGUUGCUCGAGCCACUCCCGUGAUGCUGGAUACUGUGGGUGCAGGCGGCUACGGUACCUACUUUAUAUACGGCUGCUUCUGCUUCACCAUCGCCAUUGGAGCAUACUUCCUGGUGCCAGAGACCAAAGGGAUCUCUUUGGAGCGAAUGGAUGAGUUGUUCGGAAUGACCGACUUUAGCGGAAUCGAGGAUGUCGGAGUGGCUGCCCAUAAGCACGAUGUCGAGGCCAUCCACGUCGAGGUGAAGUGA